Amphibalanus amphitrite is the source of this 2094-nucleotide messenger RNA. Its product is annotated as post-GPI attachment to proteins factor 2-like. The record is from RefSeq and is a predicted model, not a curated record. Gene Ontology annotation, cellular component: Golgi membrane; endoplasmic reticulum membrane. The transcript has a single exon. NCBI's taxonomy places the organism in Eukaryota, Metazoa, Arthropoda, Thecostraca, Balanomorpha, Balanidae. Bases 624 to 1415 code for a protein of 263 amino acids. Gene Ontology annotation, biological process: GPI anchor biosynthetic process.
UUUCACACAGCAUUUUAAUCCAGCCAUCCUUACUUAGCAAGGUCCUGCAGAAUGCCAAAAAAAUAGAGCUCAGGAUGAUAAGCCUUUGCUUUUUCAAAAUCUCAUACCAUUACACUGCCAAUUUUGCCUUUGUUUCUUUAUUAUAUUGCCAAUUUAUUUGGGAAUGUUGAUGGAACAUGAACUGUUGCCACGCCUAUGGUCUCAAAGUCUUUCUCUGUCCCUAUCUUUGUAUACCCUUGACUCCAAUCAUUUUGAUAUUUGUUUCGCAUACCCACCAGAUGCAUAGAUACUUUCCUUAUUCACCUUAUAUGCAUGAUGAUCACCUAUUGGUCUUUUUUUUGUUCUGAAUGAUGGCCUCUGCUUUGUACUUUAUAUUUUUAUUUCAUUUUCAUUUACAUUGCAUCUGCUUCUUUUGACCUAUGUUCAAACUUAAUUUUAAUUCUUAUUGCUUUUUGAGGUAGGUAAGACACGAAUUUCUGUGCCAUGCUAACCAGCGUCAUUCAUAUUUGGCCAUAUGCUAAGUCGGGACAUUAUUUAAGUCACAGAACCACUGCAUCGUCAGACAGCCCUGGUGCCUCACCUAAUGCUGCCGUGUGCGCCAGUGUGACCUGCCCGGCGGCCCGAUGGGCUCCAGUGAGGUGCUGUACCAGCCGCUGCUGGGCGAACCUCCCACCGAGACGCUGCUCUCCGGCAGCGGGCGGCUCCGGCUCCGGUUCCGGCACGUGCUCCUGGUCGCCGUGGCGCUGCCGCUGUUCGGCUUCCUCUUCUGCGUCGGCUGGUCGCUGCUCUUCCACUUCGAGUCAGCGACAUCAACCCACUGCAAGGUGGCCAACUACCUCCCCUCCCUGUCAGCAGCCAUAGGAAACUUCACCGUGCAGAGGCGCGUCUGGAAGGCAGUGAUCGCGCUGCACGCGCUGCCGCGCUUCCUGAUCGGGUACCUCUACUACGGCUACUGGCGGCGGACGCUGGCGCCGCUCCACUCAGCUCGACUGCUGCUUCUCACAGCACAGGUUUUCUACGUCAGCGAGAAUUUCGGCCUGCUCGGUCUGUCGUUUGUGACGUCAGCGGAGAAUUUCCCCGUGCACAAGUCGGGGUUUAUUUUGUUCCUGACGUCGGCCGGCUUCUAUAUGCUGCUGACGAUCUGGCUAAGUGGCCUGCCCCGCGCGAGAGUCACAACACGCCGCGAGAGAGUCUCCAGCCGGAGGAAACGCCUCCUGUUUGGAGUCUAUUGCACGUGUCUCACGUUGUCUAUGUACUUUUACGCGAGGCAUAACGAGAGCUGCGAGGCUGGUAUCUACACGCUCUUUGCGCUCAGUGAAUACCUGGUGGUGUUGUCUAAUAUAGCGUUCCACGGCACCGCUUAUUGGGAUAUGUAUGAGAGGGUGUUCGAUUUCGGUACAUGCAAGUGGUCGUAGCCGCAAGAGUCUGUUGGGCCUUGGUGAUCUAGGGCAUGAGCUAGACGGAAUCUGAGCAUUUCAAUCUCGGUUGUUUUGCUUUGGAAAUCAUCUAUUUUUUACCACUUUCUACAUUGUUUGUUAUUUUGCCUUUAUAAGUGCAUCCUGAGUGCAUGUACAGCCGCAUCGUGCGCGUACAUUAUGGUGCCGAGUACCACGACGUAUACUCGUAGUAAUACACCUGCGCGGAUGUGGCCGUGAUUUCCAAUGGGCUCAAAGAUUUGGGUCUUAGUUGCAUGUCUUGGCUCCCUCCUGUGGUUCGGUGAUGAGAGUUGGUCAUGUUUGUCUUUUUCGCAGUGUUUGGUUUCUUCAUGGUCAAACUCACAGUUCAGAUAUACCGAUUUUUUGUGUGUAUUUAUCUCAGCCUGUGUUGUUUAUUACACCAAUCUUCUGUAGCAUACCGCUGGAGUCCGUCAUGCCUUCUGUUUAGAUGGAUUCCUAAGGUUCAUUCAUUCCUGUGCUGAUGUUGGGUGUAUUAAUUGUGGUGCGAUCUUGAUUGUGAUAUUUUUGGAAGACGUUCGUCUCAUUAUUGAUCGUUCAUGGCCGCGGAAGUGCGUUUUGACCUUAUUCGUGGAUGUGCCUUGUAUUUGGACACUGGACGUGGUUGUUAUUUAUAAUACAUGCUUUACAUACAUCCUCA